This is a messenger RNA of Acinonyx jubatus (cheetah), 10376 nucleotides long. RefSeq names its product TIMP metallopeptidase inhibitor 4 (gene TIMP4). Gene Ontology annotation, biological process: negative regulation of endopeptidase activity; negative regulation of membrane protein ectodomain proteolysis. The record is from RefSeq and is a predicted model, not a curated record. Bases 554 to 1228 code for a protein of 224 amino acids. The transcript is spliced from 5 exons. Gene Ontology annotation, cellular component: extracellular matrix. Lineage: Eukaryota; Metazoa; Chordata; Mammalia; Carnivora; Felidae. Gene Ontology annotation, molecular function: metalloendopeptidase inhibitor activity; protease binding.
CUGCAGCUGAAAGAAGCCCUGAGUAGCUUGUCUCAUUCCCAGUGUGCAGCUCAGCAAGGGGUCCGUCCUCUCUGUCACUGUCUCUUUUGCCUGUUGUAAUUCCGUCUGCCUCUCUCUGACUCUGCCUGUCUCACUUUCUGUUUGUGCUCUCCUCACCCUUGUUCCUUCAGCUUGAAUCACAGCCCCUCUGUCUUUCUGCCCUCAUGCAUUUGUCUUUGUUGCGCUUUCUGUCUUUCUGCCUUGACACCAUCCCCUUUCCCAGUGCCUUCCCUCUACUUCUAUAAGGCUUAAUUGCUUAGGCAGGGAAAUAGAGGCUAAGGGCCUCUCUCCUGGCUUCCCUCUUCAUCUUACUGAGCCUGCCAGUCAGGAGGGCUGCGGGUCCUGCAGCCGUGGGUGGCCUACAGCCAAAGGAGGGAGGAGCCCAUCCGGGCGGGAUUGGCCCUAGGUCCACCUCAAAAAGCCUGGGGCAAGGGGCGCGACGCGUUCUGGAUGAACCCUGGAGGGCCUGUUUGGUCCGACAGACCCCACAGGCUCAGCAGGGAUUUGCGGUGUCAUGCCCCGGAGCCCCCGGACCGGGCCGAGCUGGGCGCUGUUGCUGCGGCUGCUGGCACUGCUGCGGCCGCCAGGGAUGAGCGAGGCGUGCAGCUGCGCCCCUGCGCACCCCCAGCAGCACGUCUGCCACUCAGCGCUCGCCAUACGGGCCAAAAUCUCCAGUGAGAAGGUAGUUCCUGCCAGUGCAGACCCCACUGACACUCAAAAAAUGAUCCGGUAUGAAAUCAAACAGAUAAAGAUGUUUAAAGGGUUUGAGAAAGUCAAGGAUGUUCAGUAUAUCUAUACACCUUUUGAUUCCUCUCUCUGUGGUGUAAAACUAGAAGCUAACAGCCAGAAGCAAUAUCUCUUGACUGGUCAGAUCCUCAGUGAUGGAAAAGUCUUCAUCCAUCUGUGUAACUACAUCGAACCUUGGGAGAACCUGUCCUUUUUGCAGAGAGAAAGUCUGAAUCACCACUACCAUCUGAACUGUGGCUGCCAAAUUACCACCUGCUAUACAGUGCCCUGUACCAUCUCCGCCCCCAAUGAGUGCCUCUGGACAGACUGGCUGUUGGAACGGAAGCUCUAUGGGUACCAGGCCCAGCAUUAUAUCUGCAUGAAGCAUGUCGAUGGCACCUGCAGCUGGUACCAGGGCCGCCUGCCCCUCAGGAAGGAGUUUGUUGACAUCAUCCAGCCCUAGUAUGGGCCAAUGACCACCACUUUCCUUCAAGAGUCCUGAAGCCUAAGCCAGUUCUCCUUCCCUGUGGAGCUCUGGCCGUCACCACCUGUCUCAUCACUGCCAGCCAAUGGGAAGUACCAAGUAGAUGAUGUGGCUAGUGUUAGGGCAGGGAUGGGGCUUAUUACAACUUGUAUCCAAACACCAUCCCAGAACCUGUCAAAGGCCAGGAAAAGUCACUUGACUUUUCUAGCCUGCCUUUAGCCGAUCUCCCCUGCUUUCCAAACCCUUUCAGUCUAGCUAAGCCCUGCUACUGAAGUUUUGAUUCUGGCUAGUUUGUUUUCUAUAGCCAGAACUAUUCACUUUUCUCCCUGGGAGAAUGUGUUUUCUCUUACUGUAACUGAUCUGAUAAGGGAGAAAUGGUGAUUAUUAUACAUAUGAGAUGAUGUGGCCUUGUGAUGUACAAUACCAGAAGGUGGGCUGACAGAAUCAGAAACAAGCUGAUUUGGAGGAGUGAAAAGAACAAUACACUAUGGCUGUAUGUCCUCUACUCAUAUCCCACUCAUCCUAAUCCUCUCAUAUACUUUCAUCUGUUUGGGGGAGAGACUUGAGGGGUGCAGAGUCAUUCAGGGGGAGACCUGCAGUGGCCUAACCUUCCUCCACAUGCUGUAAUUCCCCUCUACGUCAUUCCUGGCAGAGGAUCUGGCCCAGUUAGCAUACCUCUGUGGACAAGAAUAGACUUAGGUAUUACCUCUCCAGGUUAAUUAUCCUUAAUGCCUUCAACUGAUGUGCAUAAAGCUUCUCCUGUUUCUUUUAGAAAGUCCUUCUCUACUCAAUUACUAAUGUUUUCAUUCCUAAUUCAGAAUUUUUUUAAGCCAAAAAAAAAAAAGCCUUUCUCUUGUAGAGAUGAAAUUCCUCUUUAGCUCUUAACACCUCAGAGAGAUCUUAGGAGGUCCUCUCUUGAGGGAAAAUUUCAGGAUAGAGGACAGGAGAGAAAUAACACAAGGGCCCUUGGGGGAAAAAGAUGGGAACAUACUUUGCAACUCUUACAACUGUUUUCAGUGAUCAGCCCUGCUAGGCGUUAUGGCAGGAAAAAGCCAGCUUUGUUCCCUGUCUGCUCCUCAGCUCAGUCCCCUCACCACUGUGUAUUAGAGUCCCUGAGAACUCCAAGGCACAGACCCCUUAGGGUUCCUUAGACUGUGCAAGGCUUCCUGGCUUGCCCUGAAAGGGAAAGCCCUUAUGCUCAUCUCAAGAAUUUAUUAAGGAUGAGGGCUUAAAGUUCCAGAGCCUUGCCCUGGCAAAAAUGAAGAAGGUAGUUCUUUUCAAGGCUCAAGGAUGCUAUUCAUCUUUUAUGUGUGGUUUGGCCCGUGCACAAUACGCCAGAUAAUUCACAGAAAUGGUUCAAAUGGAGAUCCCUUUUGGAGUAGGGAGUGGGAGGGGAAAUAAACAUGAUCUCUGUCCCAGAGUACAAUACUGGAAUGCUAUGGCAGUAAGUCUUCAUUGGUGGGUUAAGCAGGAUCACCAACAGACCAUGCAACCCUGGGGCAGAGGAUGUGGGGACAGAGAGAAAGAAGGGAGUUAAACUGGAGCUAGAAGUUGUCAUGAAGGACAAACAUUAGCAAUAGCCUCUGUCCCAGCCAACCAAACCAUCUCUCUGCUCCUUCUGAUAUCCUAGUAUGGCCUCAGAGAAGGCAUAGUGUUAAUCCAGUCUGACUGUAAUCUUGAGGAAGCCAAGGGAAGGGCCUGGUGAAAAAUAAUAGGAACAAUACCUUACAUCUGAGGAGUGCUUCACACUUUUCCAGAAGGCUAUUACUUAAAGAAUUUCAUUCACAUUUUGUAAGUACUAUAUUAGAUAUCCUGGUCAGGAAUAAUUAUGUGCAUUUAACAUUCCGAGUGGGAAACUGACAUACAGGGAAUCUAACUAGUCCAGUGACCUGUGGCAGGGCCAGAGCUAGAACCCAAAACAGUGGGAUCUUCUGAUUGCUGAUCCAUAGGUUUGUUACUUUCUCAGCUUGAUAAAAUGCCCUUGUUUCUGCUCUUCACUAUUCAGUCUCCAAUAACCCCUUGGAGACAAGGGGUUAUCAGCUAAAAUUCAGCUGCUCUAGCCCCACAAAGCAGGUCCACAGUUCAACCCCAACAGAGUGUCUUUUGAAAAUGCUGAGGCCCUCUUUUGAGCCCCAUAAUCACCAUGAGGCUAAGCUCAGAAUGUAAACAGCAGAGGGACUAGAGUCCCCACUCAAUCACCUACCAUCUCUUUAUGGUUGGGGUAGUAUGUCUGCUCAAUGAGUGGGAACUUUUCUCCUCCCAAUGUCUUGUAGAUGGCGACCAGCUGGGCAAACUGCAAAAGAGAAGCAAAUGUUUCAGCUUAUCUAGACAACUGGAACAGACAAACAUCAAUCUAUAUAACAAACAUUUAUUGAGUAUUUGCUCUGUUGGGGGCUUUGUGCAAAACACUCUGAGGAUAUAAAAGAGGUGCACAAUUCUUAUUUUUAGGGAACAUAUGCAUUAGUUGGGGAAGGGAGAGAGAAUGAAGUAACAUUCAUUACCGAAUGAAUUUUAUAAUUAUACAAUUUUAAUGAUAUUCAGUCCUCAUACCAAAUUGAUGAACUAGGUAUUUUAUCCUCUUCAUUUUACGUAUGAGGCUCAGAGAAAGUAGAAAAGUUGCCUAAAGUCACAGAGCUGCAAAGAGAUGAAGCUGGGAUUGAAAUUUGGGUCUCUAACUCUAAAACACUCCAGAGAUGGCAAGUGAUAAAGCUGGGUAGGUAACAUGGGGCCAAGUCUUGAAAGUUCAAAUGCUAGGAAAGGAAUGGUAGCUUUUUUCUGCAGGCAGUAUGGAGUCAUAAGAAUUUAAGCAGCAGGUUAUGAAUAAAGCUGCUCUUUAGGAAGAUUUUGAUGCUCAUGGUAUGCAGGAUAGACAGACCCAGUCUCUCCAGGACUUCCUAUUCAUCUAAGAACUCAACUCACUGGACCCUUUACCUAUGAGAAACCAAAAUAACUCUAUGAAGAAGAGGUGAGAUACACAUACUUACAAUGUGAGGGUUGAAAAGCCUUUGGCAAACAUCUAGCACCUCCUGGAGCACCUUGCUCCCACAGUUUAUAAGGAAGAAACUGAAGCCCAGUGAGGUCACUUGCCCAAAGUCACAUAAUACUUAAGCUGGAUUCAUAACCAAGGCUCCUUUAUUCCUAAUAUAUAACUCUUCCUACUCUUUCACGUAGCUACCUUUUAUACUCUGCAAAGACCAUGCUCUUCCCACAGGAAACACACAGGACUUUUCUGCUCCAUCCAUUCAUACACCCUACCCACACACCUAUCCCCAGUGCACUGGCAGUAGGGGUAAUCCAGCAUCUUCCCUCUAGUGCUACUAGGUUAGUUUAUACUCUAAGCCACUGAUACCUGGAACUGCUAGAAGGAAAAGUUGCCAGAUCAAACGUGCCUUCCAUUUAUCAGAGAAAGAAAAGCUAGAACAUCUUUCAAAAGCUCAGGUCCUAUUCUGUAUAAGGGAUGUUGGUGUAUGAGCUAGUGAGGAUGGUGGGGAGGGGGGAGAGGGGAAUGAGGGGAGGAGUAAAAGCUCAGAACAGGGAUUUUAGAAAACUGGAGUCUUCUGGUUCUUGUUCUGCCUUGAACUUGCUGGGUGCCCUUGAACAAAUGAUUUCUCCUUUCCAGGCCUCAUUUUCUUCAUAUAUAAAAUGAAAGGAAUGAAUUUGAUCAGUUCUUCAAACUUUUUACCAUAAAGGAAUAUCAUUUUAUUAUAUUUCCUCCCAAACUCCAUCAUCAAACUGCAGUUUAAGUGAUCAUAUGUUGUGGUUCUUUUGUUGGCAAAGACAGAAUUUUCCUAUUAUUUUUGAAAUGCUGGAAAAUGUUGGAAUUUCUGGGUCAUUCCCCUUUGUGACACGGCUAGUGACUCUGGAUCUUGAAGUCCUCCAGGACUGAAACUAUGAGUCAGGGACUCUCAGGCCCCCAAGAUUUUAUUAUUGAAAGACACUUCACAGAGUCUCUGGACCAGACAUCUCAUUUUACACAUGAAGAGACUGAGGCUAGAGAAGCAAAGGAAAGCAUAGGCCCCCAGAUGAUACCUGGAGUUGGGACAGCACCCAGGUAGGUCUCUUCCUGCCCACUGCAUUCUCCACUGUAUACCCUGCUGUCCUUGCCAUUCUUUGGUUUGUCAACUUGCUUUGACUGUCAAGACCAACCCCUCAGACUUUUCCUGCCUUCUCUGAUUCUCUCCAUCACCCCAUCUGACCUUUAAGUCCUGUCUACCCACCUUGGCCAGGCUGGACUCCUGUUCUGCCUCUGGAUACCUUCCUGAGCUCCCAACGCUCUCCAGCAUUGCCAGCAAACUAAUGCCAGCUCUGCCUAACAACCUCUGUCCUGCUGCAGCCCACGCAUUGGCAUGGCACCAAGGCAUGUGGGGUUUUAUCUUUCCAGCAUGUGGGAGAGUUACACAGACACCACAGCGAUGCCAGGAAGGCCCACGGCGGAAUCCCAGAGUCCUGGGACAGCAAGACUAAAAUGGCAGCCAGUUCCCAGGCACUAGUUAGAUCCCUGGGAGCUCACCCCACCCUCCUCCACUUUAUCUCUGGCAGUCCCUGUCUGCUCAAGGUACUGGGUUUGGCAUCUAACCCCUGCCUCCUUGGAAACUUAGAUGAAGUCACAAGCACACAGUUACCAAUUAAACAAAUGUAAUAUCUGAUAAGGGUUAUUUCCUCUAUGCAUAGACAAUGGAUUUAGGUGCUGGGGGUGAUGUUGGCAAUGAAUAGGAAGAUAAUGUUCAUUUUACCACUUCUUCAGAGAAUUGGGAAAGAUUUUUUGGAAGAAAUGAGAUUUCAAGAUAAGUCUGAAUUUAGUAAGUUAUCCUUAGCACUUCUGGAAAUAAAUGCUUUAAUUCAACUCUCGUGCUUCUGUCUCUAAAAAACUUAGAUAGAGUGAUAGGAUUUUUAGAUAAAAUUGCAGCAAUAUGGGAUGGUGGCAUUCUGGCUUCUGGAAUGCUACCUUCAUUGAUAGGGCUACUUCUGUUUCCAAAAUCCCAGUGUGCCUGCCUUGACCAAGCAGGUCUCUUGACCAUAGCAGAUAUGGUCAGAGACAUGGUGAUGCAAGGUAGAGCCUUGACAAUCCAACUGAAGCCUCACACUGAAAGCGGCCUGAGUUCGCAACGCAAUAAAGAAAUAUAGAAAAUAUGAACCAAAGUCAUCAUUUCAGAGGGACCUUCCCUUCACAGUCACCAAAUUUGUUCACUCCUAUUAACAGGCAAAGAACAAUAUAUAAAAUGUCAUUAGUGUGGCAGCUGCCUAAUGAAAAUGAAGGGAGAACUUGGUGUCUGGCCAGGGAGCCUUGCAGUUCUCAUGUGAUGCCAAAGGCAAUGUGCUGGGAUUAUGAAUGGGUGAGAAUGUGAACCCUCACCAGAUCCCAGAUCCCAGGAGGGGCAAAGCCCUAGGCACAGGCUCCCUGAUCCUCCCACCCUGGCCUCUGGCAUAGUUUUGGAACAUAAAGCAGAGGACUAGUUUCUUUAAGGGAUCCCAAAUACUAGGGGACAGUAACAACCAGGCUGACAAACUGGUGACAGUCACUGCUAUUAUUCCUACUUUACAGACAAAGAAACCAGGCACAGAGAGGUUUAGUUAGAAGAAAAAAACUAAUAAUAGCAGAAUCACCCUGUGUGGCUAGGAGGGAGCCAAAUUCUAACAGGUAUUGGAAAGGUAGGGAAGGAAAGGAUUAGGGCUUAUUUGCAGUAGGGAAGGUUGUGUGACUGAGGAGAAAAGGGGGGUCCCCAGAGAAGAAACUUGAAGGCCUCAAAUAUGAUCUUCUGUGAUUAGCAACAUAUUCAAAUCAUAUAAUUCUUUUAGCCUGCUUCUGCAAAACUCUGGGAUUCUUAGGUAUCUCAAUCCAAAGAGAAAGGCUGAAUGACUGGUAACCAGGAACCCAACCUGCCCUCCUCAACCACAGCAACUCCCAGAUCUUCUGACUCCUCAUUCAUUGGUCUUUCUCUUACAUUGUCAGGUCUCCUGGGUUUGUAAGAGAACAGGAAAUAUUGUGAAUUCAGGUGUGAGGAAGAGGUCAAGAGCAGAGGUGAUGGCUCCACCUGGUUAAAAAACACCCCCUCCAACUCCCUGGGUGGUGGAGAGGCUUGGGGUCGGAGAACUUCACAGUGUGUGCAGCUUGCACCCUUGGAAAGUCAGUGUGUGAUAGCUGAAAUGAUUUUUGAAAAACAAGAGGAAGAGGAUGUGAUUAGGGGCAGGUGUUUCCUUCUAAGAGGGCAGGCUGGAGCAGCAGUUAUAGGAGCUGGGUCCCCACAGCCUCAGGCCUUUCCAAUAGCCCUUCAGAGCCAAGAAACAGGUAUUUUUAUUGUUGCAUCUUAUGGCUGAGGGCACAGCCUACCGACUUGUAAAGAUUUCUUUAUAGAAGCUUUGUGUGGCUUUGUUGUGAGACCAAAGGUCCACUCUGCAGCAAAGGCAGCCCAGCCCAUGAUGAUAAUGUUUUAUUGUGAGAGCCUACCCUACCCCUUGUCCCAUUUGAAGCUCCUCCCAUAUCCUCACAGCUUUGCCUAAUGUGCCUUGAUUAUCAGUGGUCCCCCCUGGGGGACUGGGAGCUACAGGAUCUGGGGAGAAGGGGAUCUCACUCACCACCCAUGGCUUGUCACAGAAGUUGUAAAUGGAUUCCAGUGAGUUGAUGCUGGGGAGGCCUGCAUACUGCAUGCCAAUAAUCAGGUGGCGGAAGUCCUCAUUCUCUGCCAUGCCAAAUGCAUGCUGCCGGAUAAGCACAAAGUCCGGCCGGAAGGACCUGGUAAAAAUGUAGAGGCAAGUUUCCCAUCAACCAGCAUCUCAGGUCACACAUCAUCUCAUCUCCUAUUUCCAAAGCCCUAGAUAGAAAAGGGAUAUUCAGGGCCACCUGGUGUAAGCCCCUCAUUUUAUUAUUAUUAUCCUUUCAUGGACUAGGAAGUGAGGUAUUAUGGUACUUCUCAGAGGAAAUUUAAGGAACAGAUGUAUGAAGUUCCCUUAUUCCUCUGGAUUAAGCAUUGUCUUUUUCUAAGGUACAAAUUCCUCAGGAGGGAAGAAGUACUUUCAGACCCAUACACCUUAAAUGAACAAGAAUAUGGGGAAAUGUGAGAGCAGAAGUUCCUUGUGACUUCAGAUUUCAUGCUCCAAGAGGAUCCCAGAAGACUCUAAGGACAACAUAUGUGGCUGACUUCACAACCCUGCCACGGAGAUCCCUGAUCUCAGUGCCCUCUUCCAACUGCUUAAAGGUAAUCAGGCCCCCAGGAGAGUAAGGGUUCAGGCUGACUGAGAACAGAUGCCAAGCUUCCGGAUGUUAUCCUUCCAAAGCGUAUGCUAGGGAGGGGUGCAAAUAUUUCUCGAAGAACUGAGGUUGAGCAAUGGCUACAGGAAGCACUAGGAGUACAGAAUGUUCCCAUGCAUGGGAAGGCUUCCUGUGUUUCCCCUCUAGCCAGCAAAGCUCCUUGCCUCAGCUGCUCCAUCUUCAUGCCCUGACUCCAGAGGAACCCCAUCUUUCCAGAGAGUCAGUUCUGUGGCAGCAUCUACCCUCAAGGCUCUAGAGCUUGCCAGUUUCAUACCGUAUGCAGUGACCUACCUGGUUCUCUGCCCAGGCCACCCAUACAACCCUGAUCUGCAGCUCCAGUACCACCUGGCCUCAAAGACCAGUCUUUUUAAUGUGGGGUUGGAAGAAGCCCUCCUCAGUCAUGCAAGGGACUUAGCAUCAAGUCAGUAUGGCAUGUGCUAGAGCUGUUCUGACUUCCUUGUGCCCAAGUUCUGGGAAACUGGCUCCAGCCUAUAUGCCUGAGAUCAAAACUUACAUAUCAGUUAUAGGAACUGAGCUGCAGACUUCCUACACAGGCCAGCUCUCAAGUUCCUACACUCGUACCUGGAAGGGCCUGCCUUAUUCUUGCCAGAUCCCUCCUGACACCCACUAUGGACUUUUCUGUCACCACCUGCUUCUGUGCAUGCAUCCCUAUGACUCAUUCUACCUGCAGCUGGAGGAGCCCAUCGUUUUCUUGAGCUCACUCCCUACCUGAACGGACAUCUCUUUUACUGUCCUCCUCAGUCUCCAGGAUGGAGGAGUUUACAUUUCCCUGUUGUUAAGUUCCCGACACCUGAGUUUUGCCUUCCUUGUCACUGAGCCAGUUCCUGUUGGACACUGGAGACCUCAGUGUCAGGAUGCUGCAGAUGGAGGUAGGGAAGAGGAUAAAGUGAAGAUUCUUCCUGGAGCAAGAUUCUGAAGUCUAAAAACCUGAUGCCAUGCUGGACCCCUCGGAAGAAUGACACUGUGGGAACCAUUUUUCCCGAUCUGGAAUUCUCAUUACCUCCCCUAACAGAAUUGUUGUAUUAGAUUUGAUCACAUCUAUAAGUGAUAUGAUCCAACACACCACCUGGCAUGUGAGUGUCCUGUUAACUGCAAAUUUUCUUCCAUCCACAAUGUCCCUUCCAACCUAGACUUUCCUAUCAGACUUAUGAAUUCCCAGGACUAAGGAAUAUAGAAAGAAUACAGGGAUGGGGGUUGAAAGAAUACAGGGCUAGGGGUUAAGAGAAUAGAGAAACACAAUGUUCUGCCAGCAACUCACUGAGUAAAUUGAAGAAAAUCAAUGCAAAAUAGAAGGCUGAACUAGAUCAGAGGUUUUCAAACCUUUUUUUAAGCGAAGGAAUCCUAUUUUCCAGGGAAAAUAUAAAAGCACAAAAUCACACUGGUGGAAGGGGUGCUGGGGUCUAGAACUCCCCUAAUAGGACUCUAGUUACGUCUAAAUGAGUCCUGAGUCCUUUCUCUAUCAAUGGACUAAGAGCUCUGCCUUAGUUUUCUCCGCCUUCCUCUACUACUUGUACAUAGCACACAUCAUUAACUUCUGUACAAUAUACACAGCACUGCCUUCUCAAUCCAACACUUGACUUUGAAACCACCUCUGCAAACCAGAGACAAUAACUCCGAAGACUGUGACAGUGACCCUGAAGACAGAAAGGAGCUUACCGGACAACCUUUGUGCCAUUCCGGAGCACCUGCAUAUCCACAGCAUACGUCCCAUCUGCAUGGGCCACCAGGUUGAGCUCUGAAAAUUCCGCCUGGAAAAUAACAGUAGGGGAUUAAGAGGGUACAUUACAUGUUACAUGUUUUGUUUUUUUUUAACUAUAGUUAAAAUUGUAAAAAAAAAAAAUAAAAAUAAAUAAAUAAAAA